AUGCCGACGUUCAUCACAGCGGAUGGGUGCGAGUUGGUGUACGACGACACGGCGGCGCGUGAGCAGAUGCCUGUGAUACUCUUGCUCCACGGAUGGAGCGGCAGCCGUCGGUACUUCUCCCGCAACGUGCCGCUGUUGCAGCCCCACUUUCGCGUGAUAUGCCUUGACCUGCGCUUCCACGGGGACUCACAAAGCACAAGUUACGGAAUGCACAUUGCCCGCCUGGCAGCGGACGUCCAUGAAUUCAUCACAAAAGGGUUGGCGCUGUCCUCCCCCGUUUCCAUUCUCGGAACGUCCAUGGGCUGUGCCGUGAUCUGGAGUUUUGCAGAACUGUUCGGGACGUCGCUGAUUCGACAGGCCAUAUUCGUCGACCAAGUUCCACUGCAGAACCGCCGCGAAGACUGGGCAUUGCACAGCUACGGGUGCUACGACGAAGCGAGUUUGAUGUCGCUCGAAAAGGCACUGGCGACGAAUGUGUCCGACGUCGCUCAGGGCAACUUGGCGAGCUGCCUGGUUCGUCCAAACGACGUCCCUCCCGCCGUGCUGGACCAACUCGCCGCGGAUGUGCUUCGUUGUAGCCCGACUGCACUGGCGACACUGAUGCGAGACCACACCCAGAUCGACUGGCGAUCACUUCUUCCCACCAUCGCCAUCCCAUGCCUCAACCUCGUUGGCGGACCCAUGAACAAGGUGUUUCCUAUGGACGGCGCGUUAGAGGUCGGUCGCUUGCUUCCCAACUGUAUCAACGUCGUGUUUGAAUCGUGCGGCCAUUGGUUAUACGUGGAGCAACCGACCGAGUUCGCCGACAUCGUCACCGCCUUUGUCCUGUCCGGGACCGUGCCGAGCGCCAUUUCUCAACGCAACGGCGCUGUGUACGUUGCAGACUCAAGGAAGAUCAAGUAG
Messenger RNA from Aphanomyces invadans, 903 nucleotides. RefSeq lists its product as hypothetical. Lineage: Eukaryota; Oomycota; Saprolegniomycetes; Saprolegniales; Verrucalvaceae. Bases 1 to 903 code for a protein of 300 amino acids. The transcript has a single exon. The record is from RefSeq and is a predicted model, not a curated record.